UUUAGGCUAUUAGGAGGGUAGUCUAGGGAUUCCAAGUAUAAGGAAGUCCGGCUGUUAUAGAACAGUACGCUCUGUUGUCUGUUCAGUGUUCACCCAAAACAAUAGAAAAACAGUAGGCUCCGCUCGAUUUUCUUCCUGGCUGAAGGCAAGUCAGCCACCUGUUCGUCUUCUUGAUCAGGAGGUGAGUAUCAAAAUUGUUAAUGGAAUCUCUCUAUCAGCUAAACUUUAAUUGAUGACGUUUGUUGGAAGGCUACUGCGAUUGCUCCACCGAAGAAUAUGAAGAUAUGUCAUGUGAUUUCCGUUGUUCUUCAACCACUCGACUGUUCUUAGUUCCUAGAGUCGAUUGAAUUGAAAUGGUGAGAAUAAUUUGAGAUUUGAAUUCUGUUAUACGAUUCAUUAGGCUGUGCAGUAGCCACUGAUUGAAAUUCUAAGUUAUUGAGAUGGCCACGAAUUGUCCCUCAUUCACUGUCUCUGUCUGCAUCCUGUUUCAAGCUUCCACAAUGUGUUCCUUCUUACUUGUCAACUAAUCAGAUGUAUGUCAUUGCUUGUUAGGUUUUUUUUUUUUAAUCUCAUUGAUUAGGGACACUGUCUAACUGGUUGAUGACUCUGAAUUUCUAAUUUGACAUAGUUUAGUUUGUAACUGAUUUCAUAGGAUAACCUGCAUUUAGGUCUACCGAGGAAUAUGCGAAAUACAUUUUUUUUAAUCUACGAUGGCGCUUGAUUUCCUAGCUUUAUAGACACAUGAUUAUAAUCUAAUUUAGGACUUGGGUUGUGCUCAGCUUUGUGGUAAUGAGAGCUUAAAUUGUUCAUGUCUGCAUAAUCAUGUCUAUUGACUAGAAACCCUUUCUUCUAUUUUCAAAAACCCUUCCAUAUUGGCCUAUUUGUCAAUCUUAGAAGCAUGCAGCUUUGAAGCUGAUUCCUCUCAUGAUCUGGUUUUGAUGAUUUUGUGAAAGUGAUUAAAUAGUUCCUCAUUAUCAGUAGCAGAACUAAAUAAUCCGAUACUUCAUUUCUUUUAAUGUAAGAGAACUACAUAAUCUAAUUCUAAUAUGUUCCUUAUGUGAUCACUUUGUUGUGAAGGUCAAAUUUAGAUGUUGUGCAAUGUUUUCUCCUGGAACUGGUCUUGUGCACCCUCCACUGCUCACGCUUCCUAAAAAUUGCUAUUGCUGAAUUUGGGUGUCACAUAUUGCAUAGCUUGCUACUUUCAUACAUACCAGCAUACCAUUGUACUCGAUCCGGUCCUUAUUUAGAAAUGAAUGGCUCCUGUGUGAGCUUAUGGUGAUCAUAUUGGUGCCCUAUCUGCAAUCAUAUGGUGAACUGAGUAGUUGUUCUUGUAGUUUCAGGAAUGUUGAAGCAUGGAACCAGAAGAUCCUGGCUACUCAGUAACCGGAGGUUGCUAUUCAUAUCCUUAUUUGUGGUUGUAAUUCCUCUUAUCUUGUUUUUUCCUCAAGCUGCACCACGGAGCAGGGGUGACUUUGAAUCAGAUCAAUAUCACGCGACUGUUGAACUCAGAAACGGAACCGAGGUCAUAUGGCAGAUACCUCAGUCUUCUAAAGCUGUCCUAUUUCUGGCUCAUGGUUGUAAUGGCAGAGCUCUUAACUUCUGGGACAAAUCUCCCAGCUGUGCCAAUUGCAUCGGUUUACCCGAGGAGAGGCUACUUGUGUCAAAUGCGCUUGCUCGUAACUUUGCUGUUGUCACAAUAUCAAGCAGAGGAAGGUGCUGGACAUUUGGGGAAGAGAUGUUAACUGUGAAAGAUAUGCUAGAAUGGUGGGUGCAUAAACAUAAGCUUCACACAGUUCCUCUUGUGGCCUUGGGGGCCUCUUCUGGUGGGUACUUCGUUUCUGCUCUUGCUACCAAUCUGAAGUUCAGUAGUAUUACAAUCAUGAUUGCUGAAGGAGUUUUUGGUGAGAUGGAUAUCCCGGAGGACUAUCCACCUACUCUUUUCGUCCAUAUGCCGAAAGAUGUGCACAGACAGAAACAGAUAAGUGUAUAUAUGGAGAUGCUGAAAAGUAAAGGCAUCGAUGUUGCAGAGGUUGAAUGCUUAGACCUUCCCUUGUCAAAGAAUUUCUUAGCUGACAGAGUUCCAGGACUUGAUCCAAUUGUCUCAGCCAAGUUGUUUAAUCUAUUCAAGGACAAAGGUUUUGUUAAUGAGCAAGGAUACAUGAAAAAAGAUGGGCGUGCUACACGCUGGAAAGAAGCUCUCCGAGGAAGUCAGAUCAUGCUGGACAAGAAUUUGUUCCAGCAUGUGCAGGAGGAACUAAACCUUGCUUUUGCAUUCCAUGAAAUGACGAGCUUGCCAUCUGAUGCCAUAUUUAAAUGGUUUGAAUCCCAUAUGAAGAGUUCUUCUAUUUCACGCAAACCCCACCAUCUCCUUGCAGUAGAAUCACCCAAAAGUUGAGAAUUACCGCAGAUAGUUUCACGGUUAGUAUCUCAUCAGUCUUUUUCUCAUAAUCUCAGAGUUCUCCAUGUUUGCACCAAUGCUCUUAGUUAGAGGCAUUGUAUUCUGAUCUGAAAAUUGAGCAUUUCUUCUACGCUAUUCUCUUUCAAAAUGUACACUGUGGGAUAAAGUGAUAUAACUUGUAUGUCCAUAACUUGCAAAGCAGACUGCCACGAAAUUAAUUGAUGAACAGUAAGAGGCAUGGAAAACAGAGUGGUUUAAGUUAAUGGCUCGCAGUUAUAUUGUUUAUUUGAUGUCGUAGUUACCCGUAGUUGUUGCAGAUGUUGCAGUAAAAAUUUGGUAGCUCCGUUCUGCAUCAUUGACAUGUACAAACCCGUAAACUGUUUGUGCAUAAGGUAACCGUGGUGCAUUAGUCUUCCAUCCUAGCCCUGGUAGCCGUUUUUUUUUACUUAUCCCUGCCGGAAAUUCUCUGUAAUUAGAAUGCAUGAUCCCCUGCGAGCCCAGCGUAUUAUGCCACAGACUCGCAUCACAGCCCACAAGCAGAGGUUACGCUGCUUUAAGAUCCCCUUCCUUGGAUGUCAAAUUACUUACUUGGUGCUUUUUACACCACCUGGCCUGGCCAUCGUCUCCUUGUUUUCCAUUAUUUCUUCUGCUCUGCAUAAUUUCCCCUAUUAGGAGGCUUCACUUUCAUCAGAUAAAAGAUUAGAGAGCUAUCUGCUCAAUGGCUAAGCAGGUUUGCUUUCCCGUGUUUGACAACCUACUUGCUGUCCUUUGUAUAUUUUUAGAUGUUGAUUGAUACCUUGCACUCAAGUGGAAGGACAUCCAUAUUUGUUCAACCCCAUAUCAUUCUCCCUAAAAUCAUUUGACAUGUAACGGGAUGAACUUAAUCUCACAUGGUGGGGGAAGGCGGGAAAGCAUGGAAACUAAUAAAGAGAACUACCUGCAAUGGCUGAUGAAGUAUUUAUAUUGUAAUAUCCAUGACAUAUGAUUCAGAUUAGAUUACAUACUUUUGCUCGUUGUAUCUUGACACGAGACUAGAGGAACAAUAUGUGAGUGAUUCUUUCUCAACCGAACUCACCAAAGUUUACUUGCUUGUUUAAUUUGUUUAUUCUUCUUAGCUUUAACUACAAUCCAAUUGCUAGAUAACGUGUGAACAAUCGAAGUAAGUGCAGAUAGACCGUCCAGGUUGAUAUUAAAAUACUUACUCUAUCCUACACCCUCUAUAGGUUGCACUUGGUCUAUAGUUGGGAUCAAACUGUAAUAAUAGCGCGAGUCAAGUUUUUUUGGCGUCGUUGCCAAGGAACACAGUCUGUUAUGUGGAAAAAGUUGUUUACUAUUAAUCUAGCACUUCAUUUUCCCAUUUUGAGUUUGAAUCUUGCUUGUCUUGGCUUGUGUUGUGUUUUGUGAAGUGUGUGUAGCAGUUGUAUGAUCCGAGGAGGAAGUUGAAGUUGAGAAGGAAGUUGAAUUCGAAGAAGAUGUUGAAUUUGAAAACCUUGAGAUAGCGAACAAAGGUGAACAAGGAGGUGAUGAAGCCAGGACGAUGGGCUAUACAUGUCUCCACGGGUGGGCGACAUCCAAUUGAGCAUUCUUCACUUGCCCGUGGCAGCCAAUAACUUUGCAAUUAAGACGAGCCGCAUCACCAUGAUUUAGAACAAUAUCCAAUUCAAUGGACUUGAAGAUGAAUCCCUGGGGUAGCAUAUCAAUCGAUUUUACGAGUUGACAGAUGGCUUAAAGAUCAAUGCGGUACCUCAAGACGCCCUUUGGUUUAGACUUUUCCCCUACUCCCUUAGUGGGAAAGCUUAGAGUAAGCUCAACAAAAGGCCUCCCCUCUCAAUUACAUCAUGGGGAGAUUUGCUAACCAAACUCAAGAAUCGGUAUUGCCCGUCUUCCAAAACGGCAGAGUUUAGGAAGCAGAUCACUCACUUUGCCCAAGAGGAUGAUGAAACCUUAAGAGAUGCGUGAGAGAGGUACUCCGAUCUCUUUCACCAAUGCCCACACCAUGGCUUUGGGGAGCACUUAUGGAUUGAGACAUUAUACAAUGGUAUCUUCCAAGAAGAUUGAACUCUUAUUGAUUCUCUUUGGCAAGGGAAUAUGCGCAACAAUACUCCACUCGAGAUGACUAUAUUGUUUGAAGAAAUCGUCGUUAAGGGCUAUGAUUGAGGGAUGACAAGGCGUGGAAGUAAGAUUCGUGAGAGGGGAGUGUACUCCAUCGAAGCAAAUCCUCCACUUGCGGUAAAGAUUGAUGAGUUAAUCUAGGUGAUUUCACAUGAUAAGAAGCAAUGGAAGAGCUUGGUUAUGGUUUGUGAUUGUUCUUCAAGUCCUAACCAAGAAGUUGAAGAAUGUCAAAUCAUGAGGGAGGUGAGUACUCUGGAAGAACAAGUGAACUUUAUUGUCAAUGUUGGGGGGUCAAUCCAAAUAACAACCCCUUUAGCAAUACAUACAAUCAGGGGUGAUGCAAUCAUCUCAACUUUGUAUGGUCGUGACCAACCAUUCCAAAGCCACCCGGUUUUCGAGGGCCAAUCGAAGGUUAUCAACCAAGACCUCCAUUUGUUCGAAGGCCACAAUUUCAUUCCUCAAAUUUUCAGCAACAACAAUAUCAACCACAAGGUGUGCAAGGGUUUCAACAACAACAACCCGAUAGGAUCUCCAAACUCGAAGAACUAAUCACAACCUUUGUGAGUACAUGUUGUCAAAAGUUUGAGAAGAUUGAGAAGCUCAUGGAAGUCGCAACAAAUAAUUUCACUUCGGUUGAGGUGGGUUUAAGAUGUCAUCAAACAAGUCUUCAAAACUUGGAGACUCAAAUUGACAACCUUGCCGAGAUCCUCACCGAGAGACCUGAAGAAGAUCUACCUUCCAAAACCGUGGCUAACCCCAUAGAUCCAAGAGUGGUGGUGCAUGCUAUUACACUAAGAAGCGGGAAGUAACUUGAUCGAUUCAUUGCGUGCAGGUCAUCGUCAUUAGUUUGCACGUCUCAAUAACUACCCAUCCUAGGCCAAGUUUAACCUAAAAUGGCAUUGUCAUAUAGUGGCAAUCAAGGUCGUAUUCACUCGGGUCCCGUUACCCUUGCCUACUUCCCACGUUGUUGCUAACUAGCCGGUCGAUUUAAGGGGGUUUGUGUUGGAGGAUUCAAGUGAAAUACUAGUAGAGAGAAUAAACAAGGAUAAAAGCAGGUACUUCGGGGAGCUAUCUCUCCCCCUAGCCUAGGUCUAUCAUUCAAUGUCUAAAUAAGUUGGGUUAAGUGAAUGCGGUGAGUGAGCUCUUUUCCGUGGGCCUUUGUGAUUAUCCACAUGCCUCUGAGUAUGCCUCCACUAAACUCAUGUCAGUCACCUCGAUCUAGGCUAUCGUAUCUGAGUCUUUAAGAACAUAGCUCCUUUCAAUAGGUACUACCUACCGUCCACACCGAGGUUUCAUCAUGGGUUCCAUCUAGGAAGGUAUUCUUAUGGCAGGGGUAUGAUCGCCUCGUCCACCACAAGAUCCGAUUCAUUCAUCUAACCCUAAUCUGUCAGAAGAAGCAUACCCAUCUAACUCUAAAACUCCUUACCCAGCGUAUAAGCUCAAGUAGGCUAGUAGAGAAGAUUAGGGCGACUUACCUAAGCAUAAUUAAAGAUAGAGAAGCAUUAAAAUCAGCUAGGCAAACACAUUCAUUCAAAACCCUAAAAUAUUCAUCCAUUACAUGAUAGCCCUAAAAUUAGGGUUUGGGGUUUAGAACCCCUAGUACUUAAGAGACUACUCCAUAAAGGAGGGAAGAAGAUACAUAGAAGAAUUUGGGGAAGACUUGAUGUUGUAGAAGAUGGCUCCUCUCUUCUAGCUCCUCCUCCUUAUCCUCUUCUCCUUCCUUCAUCUUAUCUCUCUCUUCUCUCUCUAAAUUAGAAAUUUCUAUCUCAAAAAUAAGCUCUCCCAAAAUGGGGGGGGGGGGGGGCAAUGUUUCCUUGUAGCUCACACGGAAGCUGUUCUAAUGUUUCUACUAACCAGUGGAGAUGAGUGGGAGCGGGUGAUGCCAGACCACCAAUAUUAGACUAUACAAAGAUGAAAAGUUUGGGUGAUAGGGAUUUUAAGGGAGAUGUGAGUCCAUAUGCUGUUGUAGAGUGGUUGAUGGAGAUGGAAGACGUGUUUGAAAUUCUUUAUGCGACUCCAAAGGAAAAAGUACAAUAUGUUUUUUUCUCCUAAAUGGGUACGCCAAGAGUUGGUUGUCCUCAGCCUCAAGAGUUAAUGGCCAACGAGUUCCAUUCACCUAGGAAGAGUUCCUCAAUGCUUUUUAGACAAAAUUUCUUCUCGAAGCUUUUAUCAGGGCAAAGAAUAAUGAGUUCGCCAACCUUAAGCAGAGGGACAUGAUAGUUACUGAGUAUACAAUCACGUUUGUUCGACAACUCUAUUUUAAAGAUGGGUUGGCGGAUACUGAGCAUAAGAAGAAGAUAAGACACUUACAUGGUCUGUUCCUAGGGAUGAAAGAAAAUAUCCACAGGGUUAAUGAAGAAAGUUUGGCCACUAUCAAGGAAGCAACACUUAAGUAUGAAGCCUAUGAAGUUGAGGGUCGACAUGAACACAAGGCCAAAGAAAAAGAAAAGAAGAGGAAGCUAGGAGUAAAGUAUUUUGGACCUCUUUACCCAAUAAGGAGGGGUCCUAGCACGGUGGUGAGAACACAUAGUCAAUCUAUGCCAGGAACAUCAUAUUGGGCACCAGUUUCCUCAGCCGCACAAUAUCCAUUUUGUCAAGUCUGUCAGAAGAUGAAUCUUAGAGAGUGUAGGAGGUUUUCUGGUGUAUGUUUUCACUGUGGCCUGCCUGGGCACGCCAUGAGGGAUUGUCCUUAUAUGGGAAGAGGAAGAGCUACAUAGUCCAAGCCUUCAAUGCAAUUUAGUAGAACCCCAACCAGGAGUAGUUAUCAGGGAGACCGCAACAGAUAUCAUGGUGGUCGAGGUAGUUCACAAGGUGGUCGAGGUGGUGAGAAUCAAACAUCUGGAAUGGGUACACAAGGUGCCACAACACAGGGAACAUCGAGGGUUUAUGGAAUGACUCGAAGUGCGAUGGAAAUAGCACCAGAAGUGGUGACUGAUAUGCUUUCUAUCCUUUGCAGGGAAUUAUAUGCUUUGAUCGAUACUGGUUCCCCGCACUCAUUCAUGUCAUAUAUGUUUGCACAUAUGCUACGUUUAGUACUAGAUAAGCUAGGUUAUACAUUAUGUGUUAAAACACCCGUGAGAGAUACCUUGAAGGUGGAUUCUGUAAUUAGGAGUUCCUUUAUUUGUGUGGAAGGAGCCUUUCUAGCAACAUAUUUACUUCUGCUACCUUUUGAGUUAUUUGAUAUUAUCCUUGUGAUGACUUGAUAUAUAUACAUGUUUUUGUCCACCAUUCUUGUACCGUUUGAGUCUUAUUUCUCGUGUUUUAGGACGAUUUCACGCUAGGUUGUUUUUGUUUGUGAUAUUUCAGGUCCUAGUACGUGAAUGAAGGUUUGGGAACGAGUUCGGGGUCGAUUGGACGAAGAUUGGACGUUUGGCGAGAAGCUGAGGAAGCCACGUGGGCACACCUAAAAUCCCACACGGCCGUGUGACUUGGCCGUGUUGCACCACUUUGCACGGGAAAGCCACACUGGCCGUGUAGGGGACCCCUAGUGGCCGUGUGGAAAGUCCAAGAAGCUCACACAGGCAGCCUGGAAAUCCACACGGCCGUGUGUCCCUGGCCGUGCAGCAUGCCUGGAAGUCACUUAAUCGAAACGCGGUGUUUUGAGAGCCACACGGGCAGCUGAAAUUUCCACACGACCGUGUGGCCUGGCCGUGUGGUCGGGAAUUUCUGGGUUUAACCCAAUUUCGAGGCAAACGAGAGGGGCUCGACUUUUUGGAGCAAAACAGAGUUUUAGAGAGAGAAAGUGCGAAGAACAAACCCUAGGAGCUAAUUGGAGUGGAUUUCUCACCAUUGAAGCCCAGAUUGCAUCCCAAGGAGUGAAGAUUGACAUCCCAGAGCAGAUUCUUCCCAUUGUUAUGAGUAUGACUGCUUUGUAUUCUGUUUCCCUCUCUCUCUCUCUAUGGAGUAGAACUUUAUCUCACUUGGGUAUGAAGAACCCUAGUUCCAUGUGUUAGGGAUCUUGAUUGUAAUGACUUGGGAUUGUUAUAUUGUUUGAUUUUAAUCGAUUGAUGCAUGAUUCAUUGAGUCAAUUGAAGUCUGAUCAUCUUUUCUUGAUUUCUGCCGCAACCCGAUAGAUAGAAUCUGAUUAGGUUGUUAGAGCUUCAUCAAUAGGUAGUGGUAGAUUGGUUAUACGAGAGUUAAUCAAUCUACUUCUUUGUACUGGAACCCGAUUCCAGUAGUGGAGUUCUGGGCUUAUUGCCUCAACAGUCUAUCCCGGUGAAGGUUAGUGGCCUACCGGUUAGCCUGCGUGAGAGGGCUUGGUCAGCUUAAGAGAUUCCAAGCUACUGUCGGAUCUUCCGCAGUUUAAUCAACAGUUAAUCAACCCAGGGUAAUUAC
This is a messenger RNA of Linum trigynum, 8845 nucleotides long. The record is from the annotation of a GenBank genome assembly. NCBI's taxonomy places the organism in Eukaryota, Viridiplantae, Streptophyta, Magnoliopsida, Malpighiales, Linaceae.